Molecule: messenger RNA, 1159 nt
Organism: Orbicella faveolata
Lineage: Eukaryota; Metazoa; Cnidaria; Anthozoa; Scleractinia; Merulinidae
Source: RefSeq, a predicted model, not a curated record
CGCAAGCGAAAAUAUUUGAGGGAUUAUAAGAAACAAUAAUCAUGAUUGAAAUGCUGUUCUUGGUCAUUUCCAGGCUUUGGAAAUUAAGGAGGCUGCCGGCCAAGAGAAGAAAACUACAAAAGUUCAAGUGCGUAAAAGCGAGUGGUGGCCAACUCCGCCAAAAAAGAAAAGUGACGAAGAUAAGAUAAAGGUUAGCAAUGUUAAUAACGUAACAAUUGGUGCCCGCAGCAUGAGGAGGAAAAUGGGCUUAGCCUGCUAAGUAGAACCGCUGACAGCCAAUGCUGCUGAGAUUUAAGUAAUAAGCUGUGCACCUCCAAACACAUUUCUGCAACUCAAAGUUGUUCAGUAAAACCCGGAGAGAGGAGGGGUCGGGAAAAUGAGAGGUCCUGGGAACGAGGUUGGAGUAAAACCUGUCUUUAGGUAGCUAUUUGAGAACUCUAAUCUAAAAUUUCCAAAAUGACAGCCUGGUGAGUGAAGCCUUUCUGUCGUGUUUUGAGAAAGUGAAGAUAAUUUACAAAUCAAAGGCUGUUAGGAGUAGAAAUUGAUGGGAUUCGCAUUUGCGUAUUAAUGUCAUUUUAAAUUGUAGAAAUUAGAAGACCUUGCAGUGUCUCAGCAAGACGAAAUGGAGAAGCUUCGAAGGCAACUUGAAGAGGUACAGGAAGCCUUGAUCAGAGAAAAGGAAGCAUCCCACGAACUAAACAUUCAAGCCCAAAAACAAAAACAGACGAUUAGCGAUCGCCAGAUUGAAGUUAGGCACUUUAGAAGCGAGACGAAGAAGCACAAGAAAGGAAAGGAGGCGGCUAUCGCUCAGUUGUCUAAAUCCGAAGAGGACAAGGAUGAAUUAAAGGCAACGCUCAGCUCUUUGAAAAAAGAGGGAUGUAAAAUCAACCGAACUUUGAAGGAAGAGAGGAAUCAAACUGAAAGGCAGACGAGAAAGCUUGGUGAAGCUCAAAAUGAAGUUGGUAGACUGCAUAAGGAAGUUGCACAACUUCACAGUACAGUGAACAACCUUGAGAGUCAAGUUAUAUCUCUGAACUUUGAGAAAACGGAUCUCGAAGAUGAUAACGUCAAACAACAACUUCACAUAAAACUCCAAGGGAGAAUUAUUAACAAGACGAAGAAGCACAAGAAAGGAAAGGAGGCGGCUAUCGCUCAGUAA